This is a messenger RNA of Klebsormidium nitens, 2996 nucleotides long. Lineage: Eukaryota; Viridiplantae; Streptophyta; Klebsormidiophyceae; Klebsormidiales; Klebsormidiaceae. The record is from the annotation of a GenBank genome assembly.
GGUACAUGGAUUUGUUUGUUGGCCAGUCCGCAUUUAGUCUGCGUCAUUUUAUAGGUCAGGAGAACCAACAGAGGGUUGCUAGCUUUGUUAGAGAGGCGUUUAGGACUCGAGACUACAUUCAGACCUUGUCUCAUGAGCCACCCAUGGCUCCUACGGGACUAUAAAAUAAAUUGAUUGAUUGAUUGAAAAUUGAUUGACACGUUGGAGUCGGAUGGACGCCACCGCACAAAGACUCAAAGAGGAUGCUUUUGUCAGGCGUUCUGACAGCGAGAAAAUGUCGCCGCAAGAUUCGCAGCAACGAACGGUGGACGUUGGAUGCAAGGGCCUUCCCCGUCAUGGCUCCGAGCUCCCAUUGUGGUGCAUAAUGCACCUAGUGGACGAGCUUUGAAGUUUGAAGUUUGGAGUGGAGCCAAAGUUGUUUGGAAGGAAGAAUCAUGGCGCGUCUGAUUCUGAGUGCUUGAUGCGGCCGCCCGAAACAGAAAGACUUUGAGGACUUCGCCUUGCCCUCCCAAGCUCUUAUAGGGGCUUGGUUUUAAGUUCUGACUCUCCGUGUUCCAUGAGUUCCAAAGGAACUGCAUUUGGCUGUUUAGAAGGCCGCCUCUCAAGCUGGACGGGGCACUCAGAACAAAGUCCUCUGAACAAGUUGCCCUCGGCAAUCCAAGCACACCAAAAGGUUUCUUUACGCGUGCCUCAACGCCCCGUCACAAUCUGUUCAUCUUCUCUUCCUUAAAACGGCCCUUGAUUGAGCAACUCAGCAGCAGCUAGAUUUGACAGCCAUAUGGCUGUACUCCCAGCUGCAAGCGUUACAGAACAGAAAGCCCCACCCCCUGCUGAGGUUGGGAUUGCAAUUGCAGGGGGGGGAUUGGGUGGGCUCGCUUUGGCGGUGGGCCUGUUGGAGCGGGGCUUCGAUGUGCACGUCUUUGAGGCGGCUCAGGAGCUCAGGACGGGUUCGGGAACGAUCAUAGGCAUCACAGCCAAUGCAAACACUGCUCUGGACGGUCUCAAACCCGGGUUAGAGCGGGCGGUCCGGGAGGAGGGGAGCGUCUCAAAGGAAUGGCUCUCCUACCGGUUGCAAGACGGAAAAGAGGUGGAGAAGAAGAACAUCAAGAUGGGGAUUACAGUCAUCCGCUGGCAAAGCGUCCAGAACGUGCUGGCGAAACUGGUGCCCCCUGAGCGUGUGCACUGCGGCCACAGGCUGAGUGCUUAUGAGGCCGUGCAGGACGGCGUUGACGUCACGUUCGACCUGGUGGGUUCGUCAGGCGAGCAUCACUACACGCACCGCAACGAGCAGGCGGCGUGCGGACAGCGGACGGUCCGAGCGAAGCUUCUGGUCGGUGCGGACGGAAUCCGGUCCGCCGUCCGGCGGAUCAUGGCUGGCGACGCCCCGCGGUACGUGCACCACCUGAACUGGAACGCCGUCGUUCCGACGGAGUUCAUUCCGGGCCUCGAGAAGGACACCCUGCACCGGACGGAAGAUGACGUCACGGGGCUCAUCACCUUCAAGGCGGACGCAGGCCACGGCUGGAGUUUCUGGCAGGUCCGCGUGCGGGAUACGGACGGCCGACUCGCGGACGCCCUCGGACCGAAGUGGGGGGGCCUCGGGAAACCGGGCGCAAAACAGAGAGCGCUGGAGCAUCUCGAGGGACUGGGAAAGGCUUACAAUGCCGUCCGAUCCGCCAUCGAAUCGACGGCGGAGGCGGACAUCUUCGAGCGCCGGCUGAUGGCGAACGGACCGAUUGACACGUGGCUCGACGCGGACAGCCGAGUGGUCCUCCUUGGAGACGCCGCACACGCGAUGCACCCCGGCCCCGGGGAAGGCGCCCGGCAGGCGUUCGAGGACGCGCACCAGCUGUGCCUCGCUCUAGUUGCCCAGGGGCCGCGCGCGCUCGAGCGCGGCGCCGUGCGACGGGCGCUCCAAAGGUACGAGCUACUUCGCAAGCACCGGUGCGAAACGGUCCAGGCGAUGGCUUUGGAGGGCAGCGGCCUGCCGCCGGAGGAGACGGUUCCGCCGGAAAUCCGGGGCUUCACCCGGGAGCAGCGAGUCGACCGGUUUAUGGAGUUUGCGAGCUGGUUGAGAACCUACCCGAACAACCCGGUCGGCGAUCCGAACAGCCGGUUCUUCAAGCCGCCGGCGGGUUUGCAGAGACUGGUUGAGGAGUUGGGUUAGAUACCGGGUUAAGGACAUGGGUGUGACGAGACACCGAGUUGGGGAACUGGAUUGAAACGUGACUCUGAAAUCAUAAAUGUGGGUUUGCAAAUUGGGUUAACGAAAGAAGCUAGUUUGAGGAGACUGGACAAGGCACCGGGCGGCCAAGCGAGCGCAUAAGCGCUCGUUGCGAAGUUGAGAUUUGGAGAACUAGAUUAGGAGAUUUUAGUUGCAAAGGUUCGAUAAGGUUUCGUUUCGGUGUACAUGCUGUGUGGAGCGCUGAGUCUGCUAGACUUGUUGGUUAGACGUUUGGGCUGCCAGAGUCCGAAGAAAAAUGAUAAUAAGAAGCUGGACUGCUGUAAAAUCAAAGUGUCUGUGAAUCGAUACACGGGUAGCUUCGUAGGCCCGUCAGAGUUAAGGCCCCUUUCUGAUGUGAGGUUUUGCAAGAGCAUCUGGACGCAAUGCUUUAUAGCAUAGGUAUAAGCAAAAGCGAAAUAGCAUUAACGGACCAAGCAUAAGCUGUUGAGCAUAGUGAGAUUGCAUCUUGAUAGUCUUUCGGAUUGGGUGUUUGCGAAGUUUGCCGUCAAAUCGAGGAACAGGGUCUACAAUUCAGGUCAUGAGCUGAGUUCCAGUACGAGUAACCGGAUCUUUCAGACGCCUUUGUGAGUGGCAGAUUAGGCUUCGACGUCAAGUAGCCUCGUGGAAGCUACGCGAACUGACCAUUCAAGCCAACCAGGCUAUACUAGCUUACGCUUUUACCGUCCUUCCGCUAGCUCUGUUCAUGCCAUCAAAUUUAGUACGCUUUCAUCCAGCUUCUAUAAGGAGGUUAAGUGGUUGCCAGCAAGUCAAC